This is a messenger RNA of Colletotrichum chrysophilum, 993 nucleotides long. RefSeq lists its product as uncharacterized. The transcript has 7 exons. Bases 1 to 993 code for a protein of 330 amino acids. Gene Ontology annotation, molecular function: L-malate dehydrogenase (NAD+) activity. NCBI's taxonomy places the organism in Eukaryota, Fungi, Ascomycota, Sordariomycetes, Glomerellales, Glomerellaceae. Gene Ontology annotation, cellular component: cytoplasm. The record is from RefSeq and is a predicted model, not a curated record. Gene Ontology annotation, biological process: tricarboxylic acid cycle; malate metabolic process.
AUGGUCAAGGCUGUUGUUGCUGGCGCCUCCGGCGGUAUUGGACAGCCUCUGUCCCUCCUCCUUAAGCUCUCUCCCCUCGUUGACGAGCUUGCCCUCUACGAUGUCGUCAACACCCCCGGUGUUGCCGCCGACCUUUCUCACAUCUCUUCACAAGCGAAGAUCGCUGGCUACCUGCCCAAGGACGACGGCGCGAAGGCCGCCUUCAAGGAUGCCGACAUCAUUGUCAUCCCCGCUGGUAUUCCCCGCAAGCCCGGCAUGACUCGUGAUGACUUGUUCAACAUCAACGCCGGCAUCGUCAAGGGCCUGAUCGAGAUCGCGGCCGAGGUUGCCCCCAAGGCCUUCAUCCUCGUCAUCUCCAACCCCGUCAACUCCACCGUUCCUAUUUCCGCCGAGGUCCUCAAGGCUAAGGGUGUCUUCAACCCUCAGCGCCUUUUCGGUGUCACCACCCUCGACAUUGUCAGAGCCGAGACCUUCGUUGCCGAGAUUGCCGGCAAGGCGAAGCCUCACGAGCUGACCGUCCCCGUCAUCGGCGGCCACUCCGGCGAGACCAUUGUUCCCCUUUUCAGCCAAGUCACGCCUUCCGUCACCAUUCCCGACGACAAGUACGAUGCCCUCGUCAACCGCGUCCAGUUCGGUGGCGAUGAGGUCGUCAAGGCCAAGGAUGGUGCUGGUUCCGCUACCCUCUCCAUGGCCUACGCUGGCUUCAGAUUUGCCGAGAAGGUACUCAAGGCCGUCAAGGGCGAGAAGGGUCUCGUUGAGCCUAGCUACGUCUACUUGCCCGGUGUUCCUGGUGGCAAGGAGAUUGCCGCCAAGACCGGCACUGACUUCUUCUCCGUCCCCAUUGAGCUUGGUCCCAACGGUGCUGAGAAGGCUGUCGACAUCCUCGGAAACAUUACGGACAAGGAGAAGACGCUGCUGGAGGCCGCUGUUAAGGGCUUGAAGGGCAACAUUCAGAAGGGUGUCGACUUUGCCCACAACCCCCCUCAAAAGUGA